Tetranychus urticae (two-spotted spider mite) is the source of this 1369-nucleotide messenger RNA. RefSeq names its product poly-glutamine tract binding protein 1 (gene PQBP1). The record is from RefSeq and is a predicted model, not a curated record. Gene Ontology annotation, biological process: alternative mRNA splicing, via spliceosome. Gene Ontology annotation, molecular function: ribonucleoprotein complex binding; protein binding. Gene Ontology annotation, cellular component: cytoplasm; nuclear body. Lineage: Eukaryota; Metazoa; Arthropoda; Arachnida; Trombidiformes; Tetranychidae.
UGUUUAAGUUAAACGGCUUAUGCAAAUCAAACCUCGAUCAGCUGCUAAAGCUAAACAUUUGUGUUUUUUUAAAAACAAUAUCUACUCGAAUUUUUCGUUAUUUUGUAUUGAUUGUGUAUAUUGGACCUCUCCGUUGAGCAGUAAUAACUCAAAAUGGCAAACUUACCACCAGCUUUGCUUGCUAGACUUCAGAGAAGAGGAAUAGUUCCAGGUUCCAACAAAAAGGCUAAAGAUCAAGAGCCUGAAGAAGAGGUUAUUGCUGAAGAUUAUGAUGACCCCGCUGCUAUGAAGGGAUCUGGAAAUGGUAAAGAUAUGGCUCCUGGUUGUCCAAACAAAUAUAAUGUUCAUCACGACUGUAGCGACUUUUGUUUCAAGCAUUGGGGCCAAGGAGAAGUGAAUCCUCCACCAACCAUCCAAAGAAAAUAUAAUAAAAUCUUGAAAAAAUAUCCUCUACCGGCUAAUUGGCAACAAGUGUGGGAACCAGGAUUAGUUCGUUAUUAUUUUUGGAAUACUGUCAGUGAUGAAGUCUCAUGGCUUCCUCCUGGUCAUCCUGAAGCUAAGAUAUCUUUACCUGUCCCUAAGUUGAAAGCUCGUCUUAAAGAAGAGGAACAAGUUCUGCAAAGUUUGAAUUCGGAUGAUGAUGAAGAUGGCUCAUUGGAUGAAGACUCUAACGACUCAGAAUCAGAUAUGAGUUCAUAUGACUCAAUGGAAUCUGAGGAAGAAACAAAAAAGAAACAAAAAACCUCACAUCAUCGUCCUACGUCUCCACACUCAUCAAAUCGCUAUCGAGGAAACCGCUCCAAAAACCUUAGAAAUGAUCUUGAUCCAAUGGAUCCAGCCUCUUAUUCAGAUUCAUGCCCUAGAGGAAGAUGGUCUGAUGGAUUAGAGACAAAAGUAAAAGCUGGGGCUGAUGCAACAGUCACUGGUACUGCAUACCAGGCUAGACCAUAUCCUAAUCCUGGCGCGGUUCUUCGCAUGAACAAAUCCUAAUACUAUUGUAAAAAUGUACUUGUGAAAUUAUGACUGAGCACAAUGUUGUUCUUGUUUGAUCUCAAUCAAUCAGAGCUUAUGGGACAAUUAGUAGUCAAGGUUUGACUUAAGACACAAUACCAGAAUCUCUUUAAUAAAUGCCCGCAUUUAUUGGAAAAAGAGUUUCGACUAAAGGUUCAAUAUUUUUAAGCUCGUUUUAUCACACUGUUUUGUAUCAUAUUGAAAUUUCUAUUGUUUUGCGCCUAUUCUAACAUCAUGAUAAAAGGAGGGUCUCCAGAAUUUUUCACUUUUUUAUCCUUGGGAGUUAAGAACUCAACUUUUUUUCCUAAAUAGAGUCCUACAUUCUGAGUUCAAAAAUAAAAACUAUUCUCAUUUUAGA